This is a messenger RNA of Pleurotus ostreatus (oyster mushroom), 1458 nucleotides long. RefSeq lists its product as uncharacterized. Bases 1 to 1458 code for a protein of 485 amino acids. The transcript is spliced from 7 exons. Gene Ontology annotation, cellular component: COP9 signalosome. NCBI's taxonomy places the organism in Eukaryota, Fungi, Basidiomycota, Agaricomycetes, Agaricales, Pleurotaceae. The record is from RefSeq and is a predicted model, not a curated record.
AUGGACGUCGACGCGCCAGAGGAUUUACCUCAGACCAGCACCGCUCCUAAGUCUGGAAAGAGACAUACAAUAGUCCCCGUGGACGAUGCUCAUCCUUUCGACCUCGAAAGCUAUAUUGCUAACUACACUGGACGCACUGUUAUCGACAGAUUAACACACAUUAUUGUUUCGUGUCCCUCGAUUGCGCCUGAGGCGUUUAACCUCGCCAUCCAGCAUAUCCACCAAUCACGCGAUCCGUCGCAGUACCAGAUUGUCCUCGAUGCGUACGAGCAUGCUGCAGCAGCAUCUACUUCACCACUUCCUAAUCCCAACGAUAUCGCGAGUUUAGAUGGACAGUGGGCAGAAGAGACGUUAUCGAAGAACCAGGCGGAACGCACGAAACUGGAGGUGGAGUUGAAGACAUACUCGAAUAAUAUGAUCAAAGAGAGCAUUCGGAUGGGAUAUCGGGAUCUCGGGGACUUCUAUCGCUCUGUGGGUGACUACGGCAGCGCCCUCAAGCAAUAUACCAAAUCCCGCGAAUACUGCACAACGAGCCAGCACGUCUUAGAUAUGUGCCUAUCGGUGCUUGAGCUCCUAAUUCUACAACGAAAUUAUUCACAUAUUUCUACUUAUGUAUUCAAGGCAGACGCAGCGCUCGACGCGGCUACGGCUUCUGGGUCAGGCAGCGGUUCGACGGGUAGCUCGAACAAGAAGGGCUCGCCAGAACGCGAGAAGGUGCAGUCUAAGCUCGACUUUGCAACUGCUCUCUCGCAUCUCGGACAAAGUAACUACGAGAAGGCAGCGUAUUAUUUCCUGCGGCUAGGUCCGUCGAAGCAGCUCGGUGACUGGGCUGGCAAGCUCGUCGGGCCUGGCGACAUUGCCAUCUACGGCACGUUAUGUGCGCUCUCCAAGCUCUCGCGAUCCGCUAUCAAAGCCCAAGUCGUCGAUAAUAACACAUUCGCUGGAUACCUCGAACAGGAGCCAUAUGUGCGUGAACUUAUCGGGUCGUACAUGAACAGCAACUUCAAGACAUGUCUCGAGAUCCUCAGCCGCUACUCAACACGCCAUUUUAUCGACAUACAUCUCUCCUCACAUGUCACAGGGCUCACCAACCUCAUUCGGGACUGGGCAGUUGUGCUCUACUUCCAGCCUUUCGCUACCAUCAAACUCGAGCGCAUGAGUGCUGCCUUUGGAUGGACGGUAGAAGAAGUCGAACGGCAUGUAGUUGCCUUAAUCCAAUCUGGGGACAUCAAAGGCCGAGUGGACAGUAGAAAUAAGGUCCUACAAGCGAAGAACACUGAUUAUCGUGCCGAAUUGUUUGCCCGCGCGUUCAAGACCGGUAAAGAGAUUCAGACUGCGAAUCGCAAGCUUCUCUUGCGUCUCAGAUUGCAACAGGCUGAUCUAAUUGUCAAGCCCCCGAAGAAUCAGCAACAACAACAGCAGCAGCAAAACCAGAACGAAAUGAUGCAGGCUGAUUAG